This is a messenger RNA of Colletotrichum destructivum, 1158 nucleotides long. RefSeq names its product Putative RAI1-like family protein. The coding region runs from base 1 to 1158 and encodes 385 amino acids. Gene Ontology annotation, cellular component: nucleus; cytosol. Gene Ontology annotation, biological process: NAD-cap decapping; nuclear-transcribed mRNA catabolic process. Gene Ontology annotation, molecular function: mRNA 5'-diphosphatase activity. Lineage: Eukaryota; Fungi; Ascomycota; Sordariomycetes; Glomerellales; Glomerellaceae. The transcript is spliced from 9 exons. The record is from RefSeq and is a predicted model, not a curated record.
AUGCCUGAUCAGUUUCCUAUCCAGCCCAUUGGACGGUUCUAUGCUGCAAGCCAGCCGGUCAAACGACCCAAGGAGUUUGCUUGCUUCUCAUACGACGAUAACCAUGACUUCCAUCUAGGCGACUCUUCUGUGAGGUACUAUUAUACACCAGCCCUAGGCACCGACCUAUCCAAAGGCUACGACAGCUUCAUCAAGCACGAUGACUCGAAACCUGAGCACCUCGGGGCCUUACUCAAGACCAUCAAGGCUCAUGAAGAAGAGAAAGGAGAGAAAAUCGAUGCGCAGAUUGUGACAUGGCGUGGCAUGAUGACCAAAAUUAUGGCGUCACCUUUUGAGGACCGUGAUGGAUUUGAAAUGAACGCAACGCUGUACCAAGACUGCAUAUUCAUUGAAGAGAACCACGAGUACAAGGUCGCGUCCCAAAAGCAACAGAAUGCGCAACAGCGACGGGGACCGAUCCCUCCGGAAGUGAUGCAAUUCUGGGGCUACAAGUUUGAGACCUUGGCGACGCUCCCUGCCCCUUGGGGCGAUACUUCCAGAGAAUACAUCGACAACAGGGAUGAGGAGGUGGUGAACAACAAAGCCCAGUACUGCUCCGUUGUCCGGACGGGUAUCGGGCCAACCGUCAUCUGCAUAGGUGGCGAAGUCGACGCCGUUUGGGACUCGAAGCCCUCGAAGCCCGGCGCUCCCACGAACUGGGUUGAGCUCAAGACGAGCCUCGCCAUCCGCGAUGACCGCGACGUCGACAACUUCCACCGCAAGCUCAUGAAGUUCUGGAUCCAGUCGUUCCUCCUCGGCGUCCCCAAGAUCAUCGUCGGCUUCCGCAACCGCCAGGGCAUUCUCACAGGCCUCGAGGAGAUCGAGACGGAGAAGAUCCCGGAGACGGUGCAGCGUCGCGGCAAGGCGACGUGGAACGCCGACAUGUGUGUCAACUUUGCCGCCGACUUUCUCGUUUGGUUACGGCAGACCAUCAACGACGACGGUGUGUGGAGAAUACGCAGACGGGCUGGGGAGCCGACUAUUGAGGUGUUCAAAAUCGACGAGGCCGGGCACGGUGAGCUCUUGACGGACGACUUCAUCAACUGGAGGAUCAAGCUCUCGAUGAAGAGCACGGCCCUGGAGCCGGAGCCGGAGCAGGAGCCGGGGUCGGAACCAUAG